Penicillium digitatum Pd1 is the source of this 165-nucleotide messenger RNA. Lineage: Eukaryota; Fungi; Ascomycota; Eurotiomycetes; Eurotiales; Aspergillaceae. The record is from RefSeq and is a predicted model, not a curated record.
AUGGUGAGCUCACGACGAUGGACAAGGAGGAAACUGUGCAGAAAGCCCAAAGAAGAAGCAAAGAAGAAGCAAAGAACUGACUUGCACAAGAAGAUUCAGGGCCGCUGGCGAGUCGAGUGGCCAAAGAUUCGGAUUUCAGAAUACUUGUUAUUUCGUUCUACUUAG